AUGAAAAAAAAUUUUUUUUAUUUUUUUAAUAUUUAUAAUUUUAUUAAUAUAUUUUUGUUUUUUAAAGUUAACAAAAAAAGUGUUACAAAAUUAAUUUUUGGAAGUUCUACACCAAGAGAUUUAUCAUAUCUUAAUAAAAUUCCAUACAAACAUAGAAUAUAUAAUGCUGAAAUUCCAAAACCUGUUAUCAUAACAAAUCCAUCUCCUUCCAAUAAAAAUAAAUAUGGAAAACAUUCUCUUUCAAAAGAUGUAAGAAUAAAUAUUAAUAAGUAUAAUAAAAAAAAUGAAAAAAAUGAAAAUAAACUUGAAUUAAAUUUUAAAGACUUUUCCCAGAAGAUUAAAAUACAAAUGAAUGGUAGUGAUGAAGACAAUGAAGAUGAUAAAAGUUUGUCACCAUACUCUGAACCUGAUCUUUCUAAUGAUCAUUUUCAUUAUCUUUCACUUCCAUUAUCUAAUACAAACAGUCACCGAAGCUUAAAUGACAAUUUUUUUAAAGAUCUUUCUGACAAAGAACAUUUAAAUGAAAAAACUGCACCAUUAGAAAUGUUAUUUAUUAGUCAGUGCAAUCACCCAGCAUAUAAUAUACAUGAUUCCCCGUUAAAGGAGCAAUUACUUCUUAAUGAUAAAAGUAAAUUUUUAUUAAAUGAUAGUCAACAAAUAUUAUUUGAUCACAAUUUCGAUGAAUGUGAAGAAAAAAUAAUUAGUAAAACCAGUGAUAUUAAAAGUCUAAGAGAAGAAAUGGAAAAAAUAAAAUAUAAUAAAUAA
Molecule: messenger RNA, 765 nt
Organism: Strongyloides ratti
Lineage: Eukaryota; Metazoa; Nematoda; Chromadorea; Rhabditida; Strongyloididae
Exons: 2
Coding region: 1-765 (254 amino acids)
Source: RefSeq, a predicted model, not a curated record